Molecule: messenger RNA, 1002 nt
Organism: Penicillium bovifimosum
Lineage: Eukaryota; Fungi; Ascomycota; Eurotiomycetes; Eurotiales; Aspergillaceae
Product: Mov34/MPN/PAD-1 family protein
Exons: 2
Coding region: 1-1002 (333 amino acids)
Biological process (GO): protein deneddylation
Cellular component (GO): cytoplasm; COP9 signalosome
Molecular function (GO): deNEDDylase activity; protein binding; metallopeptidase activity
Source: RefSeq, a predicted model, not a curated record
AUGGAGGCUGCCCAGCGGUCCUGGGAGCUUGAGAACGCCAUAACCGUCUUCGACCCCCAACGCGACGCCCUCUAUCAAUAUGAUGCCGCCAUAGAAAAAGCCCUCAACAAUGAGCGACCCUGGGCCUCCGACCCAUACUAUUUCAAGCAUGUCCGAAUCUCCGCCACAGCACUAUUAAAGAUGGUGAUGCACGCCCGCUCAGGCGGCUCCCUAGAAAUCAUGGGUCUCAUGCAAGGUUACAUCCUCCCGAAUACCUUUGUGGUAACCGAUGCAUUCCGGCUACCAGUCGAAGGCACCGAGACGCGAGUGAAUGCACAGGACGAGGCAAACGAGUACAUGGUCUCAUAUCUGCAAUCCUGCCGAGACGCAGGACGAAUGGAAAACGCAGUGGGAUGGUAUCACAGUCACCCCGGGUACGGGUGCUGGUUAUCUGGGAUUGACGUCGCAACGCAACAAACGCAGCAAAUGACGGGACCCUUUGUCGCCGUCGUGAUCGAUCCGGACCGUACCAUUUCCGCUGGCCGCGUUGAGAUCGGCGCUUUCCGCACAUUCCCUUCGGACUUUACGCCGCAAAAGGAGGCGAGCGAGGACGACGAGUAUCAGACUAUCCCGCUUGGCAAGGCGGAGGACUUCGGUGCACAUGCCAAUCAGUACUAUUCUCUUGACGUUAGUCACUUUAAGAGUACGCUCGAGGCGCAAAUAUUGUCCCUUCUGUGGAAUAAGUACUGGGUUGCGACUCUGAGUCAGAGCCCGCUGUUCACUUCUCGGGAUUUCGGCAAUAAGAAAAUUAUGGACCUCAGCCAGAAGGUGCGCAAUGCUUCGCGUGGAAUGGAGAAUACUGGUGGUCCUCGUGGUAGUAGCUCUACCAUGAAAAACCAACAACUGGACAAAAUUGUCCGCGGCGGACAGCAGGUUGUAGCCGAGGAAGUCAAGGGUCUUCUUGCUUCUGAAACCAAACUGAAGCUCUUCCACGGCAUUGGAAAUCAGACCCCUUCGGAGUGA